UGUUACUACUUUACAAAUGUUAAUGCUAUGUUCUAUGCUCCAAUUAAACAAGAUAAAUAUAACUUGCUACAUGACAAAGCCUGAAUAUAUCCCGAAACGAAAAGGUUUCUUUUAGCGAAUAUCUGUCCACAGCCACUCCAACAGAACCAGCCUAGAAGAGCAUUUAAGGACAAUUAUUUGGUGGGUUCUGGUAGUCUAGUGGCAACAUUGUCUCACUUAAAUUCUGCUUUCCCCUCAGCUGAUGCUGGUUCGACUCUCGAUGGGGUCGGCAGCUAUCUAUUUAGCCAGCUGAAACAUUUAAUUUGUUUAUAUUUUAGUUGUAAUGUUUAUUUUCUGCAAAAUAUUUAUGUCUCUAAAAGUUCUUUGAAUUUGGUCGUUCCUAAACAGCAUUUUAGUUGAAACUCUGCUCACAAAUGGACUCACACUGGCUGAAUAAACGAAUAAAUAAAACAAAAAAACACAUUAGUCAUUAUAUUGUAAACGGUAUACCAAUAAAUUGUUGUAAACAUAGUACUGGCAAGUACAGCUAGAAAAGAAGAAAAAAGUUUGCGCCACUACCGGGAGGCGAACCUGCGCAAAACUACAUCCCAAGCUGACCACACAAUCACUUUACCACUACGUCUGAUAACAAGGUAGUGGCGUUACAUGUAAUUGUGCCAUCCAGUGUGUUUUUGUAGAUGGGAUGUAUGGUUUUUCGGCGGUGUCUCAGUAGAAGUCAUUUGAGAGAUAAUUUGUCAGAAAAUUCACAGAACAUCCAGAUUUGAGAACCAAGACCAGACCCGCUUCGGAGGAGAGGACCAAAUUGAAGCUGAGAUGGGAGGAAAAUGCGUGAAUGAGGCCAAAAAUGGCUUUGGCGUGUUUCUUAUGAGGAAAUGACAAUAUAACAUGAUAAAAAGUUCCAAAAGUUAGAUUUUUUAUUAUAUGGAAGCUUUAAAAAAACUGUCCAGUUAACCUCUCAACUCCGUCCUCAAUCUUGCAUUUUAGACGAUGUUAGCUAUAACACCCUCUUUGGUUCCAGAAUGCUAUUAAGUCUGACAACGGGAAGGAAUUGGACUGACUCUGAUGGAAUGGGCGGGGCAGACUCAGGAAUGGGCGGGGCUGACUGGUGCAGCUCCACCUUCUGGUGCAGCUCCGCCUUUGUGGUCCUGCAGCGAGCGCCACUUGUUUGGCUUCAGUGUGGGCCGAGGUCAGAGGUCACGGCUCACUCAAUGUGUCGGUGUCAAAGGUCAUUUAGUUUUUAUACUGGAUCCUGUUUUUAAAGCUGUGUACCUGGAGUGUGUGUGCGUGUGUCUGAAAUCAGUUGGGUAAUCUGGGGUUUAGCUCCGCCCCCCGCUGUGGACCAAUCAGCUUACAGAUUAUUAAGUGGAUGAGCUGGAGGGUCUCCUGGCUGAAGAGGUUUUAUGAGACACAACAGCGACUCCAUCCGACCGAUGAUCUCAUCUGGAAACCGGCCCGUUCUUUAUUGAGCUCAAAAAUUAUGUGUCGUAAGUCGGACGGGCAGGUCCGGUCCAUUUCUGGUCCUAAUCUGGGUUUUUACCAAGCACCAUUUUCUUUAUAGAUGAUGUUCUGAGUUCUGCAAGGUUAAUAUCAGACAUAUUUAGGGUUUCCAUGAAGUUCCAUCCUAAAAGAAUCUCAGCGAGUUCUGAUGAGAGAGCCCCGAUCCAGGGUUCUGUCAGAACCAGAACUUUAUUUGUUACUUCAUGUUUAAAUAUCCAGCUGUAGUUAUUUUGAGCAGCUUUUGUCUGAUCAGGACUAAAUGUGAUCUUUGUGUUGUCGUUUCGUCUCAUCGCCUCUCCUUCCCGUUAAUCCUAUUAUCCAAUAAAAGAUGUCUGCUGAGGCUGAGGGGCCCGGAUUACAGUCUGGACCGGCCCGAUUAUCAUUUUUAAAAUAAAUCACCUGAUCUGUUCUCGUAGCGACUCAGCAGCAUCAGUCCGAGAAGCUAAAUCUAAACAUUUGAUGCUUCAUGGUGUAAAAUAGAAUCUAAUGUUUGUUGUUUGUUUGUAGAACAUGUGCUUUAUUGUUUUAUUAUUGAUAUUAUCAUGUUGUCUCAAUGCUGCAUUAUUAGAAUAAAAGUUAAGAGAAGGUCAUACAUACAGGUUUGUUUUAGGUUUCAGCUUUUUAUUUAUAGAUCUUCUAAAGAUGGAUCCAUGGUUGACACAAAGUUGAGCAUCAGUUUGUGUUUGUGAGUCGUUUGCUGCUGAUCUGGGUUCAGAUCAGAUCCGUCGGACCGCUGACAUUCAUCCACUCCUUCAGCUUAACAAAUAGGAUUAGAGAGCAGAGGAAGAAAUCUCCAGCAGCGCCAGAGAAGUCCAUCUGCUCACCUGAGAGCAAGACGCCGCAGCUGCCGCUCCCUCUUCUUCUACUUCUGCCAUGAGAGCCAGACGAGGGACAAGCAGGUGGAGGUAAGGAGCUGCUGUGUUUGGAGGAAGAUGUCCAGGAAGUGCGUGGCGCUGUGGGUGCUGCUGUGGGCCGUGCUGCUGACGGGGCUCCUGGGCUCAGGAACAGAUUCCGGUCAUAACUCUGUGGUGGGUUUGGACCGAGCCACCGGCUCUUUGGACUCGGAUCAGCUUUCAUUCAGAACACACUCAGUUCUGACCCGAAGGAGGAGGAACAUCCUGUUUCCCAGCGGAGUGAAGCUCUGCUCCCAGGAGACGUUGGACCAGGCUGUCCAGAGCCACCUGAAGUUCUUUCACCUUCGAGUUUGUCAGGAGACAGUGUGGGAGGCCUUCAAGAUCUUCUGGGACCGGCUGCCAGAGCUGGAUGAGUACCAGAACUGGGUGAACCACUGCAUCAAUGGCUCCGUCAGCAUCAAAGAUAUCGGCAGGUCCUUCGGCCAAUCAGAGGAGCACAAAGCCCUCAUCAGGAGUAGAGUUGCUUUGGCUGCAGCAGUGAACAGCUCAGAACCAGUACGGGCUGGAGACACGCAGAUGGAGACUCCUCCCGGGUUGGAGAUGAUGAAUCAGGAAAAGCCAUCUCCUGGGUUUGGAUUGGUGUCUUGGACCCCAUCACUCUCUGUGACUGAAGGCCACCUUCAAGAAGCAGCAACGACAACUCUCACCGGGAUUCCCAAGGAUUUAACCUCUGACUCUGCUGCUGAAGAUGCGCCUGAAGACUCUAAUGAUAUCCUGGACAAUGAAGGUGGCUUGACUUCACAAAGUCCAGCUCAGGUCACCGUUUAUUCAGAGAGUUUAAAUGUUGGAGACACUGCUAAAGAGACUGUGGAGGUGACCUCAGAGGUUGUUUACUCCGUUCCACACCAGCCCUUUAGUGGGAUGGACGAGGAAGCUAAUGAAGAUAAAACUCUACCAGAUCUGGACAAGGUCCUACCAAAUAUUCCUGAAGACUCAGAGGAGAUUAAUUUGUUAAACCCAGAAGAAGAUGAGCCGUCAUCUGAGAGUGAUGCACCAGUACACCCCACAAAAGCGGAUGUUCUUCAAAAGCCAAGCGUAACACUUCCAAAAGAAACCUUCUCAGAGGGACCUCUGAAGGAGAUCACUGAAGUUCCCCUUGAAACAACUACCAAAGGUUUUCUGAUACCGGGAGUUAAAGACUUUGAAGAUAAUUAUUUCGAUACCAUCCCUGAUGGUGCUCUUCCUGGGGAAGAUUUAGCAGAUCCUACUGAGAUUUUACAUAAAUUAAAGAACGAAACUUUGCCUCAUGCUCCUCAAGCAUCUGUUUCUCUGGAGUCUGAAGGUAACAUCCAAACGCUACAGGUAGAACAUCCUUCGGAGGCAGCUGUAGAGGUUAGCAGAGAUGAAACCAAGGUUGCCAUGGAGGCAACACCAACCAUGUUUAUGAUGGUAGAUCCAGAAGAGGAAGCUGACAUAACUGGAAAUGAGCUUCCAGAACAGGAGCUUGCAGGAGAAGUUUUGUCUCAUGUCUCCAUCCUGACAACCACAAGCGAGAUGGAACCUGAAACACUCGACAAACCUGGAGAAGACAGACCAGCAGACAUUUUUGGGGUAACUUCUGAAGCCACUCUGAUUUCACAUGAUGAUAAAGACGUAGAUGUUGCUGAAGAAAGUCCAACAGUUGGGACAAUUAUUGUCGAGGAAACCUUUAAAAAAGAUGUUUUUGUUCCAUCAAAGCCUAAAGAGGAAGAGCAGGUUGGAGAGCAACAUGGCCAAAUUUCUGUUAGUGAAGAUAAAUCAGCUGAUGAGACACUUCAGACAGAAGAUAUAUCAGUAGAACCAGAUAGAACAGCUGUUACAGUGGAGGAAUCUACAGAAGCUCCACCAAAACCUGUUAAAGGCACAGAUACACCUGAAACAUUUCCAGGGCCUGAUGAACAAGAAAAACUCAAUGUUAUUGAGGAGUCGCAACCUGAAGAACAAGCAACACCAACAGAACCUUCUGGAGGUGUUACAAAAGAAUUACAACCUUCAGAAAUAACAGCAGAAGUAUCACCAGAAGCAGAACCUGCUAGAAAACACACAGAGGAACCAACACAUGAAGUGAAAACUGAUAAACAAGCUUCAGAAAGAACUCUGUCUUCAGUUGAAUCAGCAACAGAGUCUGCAUCUAAAGAAUUACCAGAACAACCAUUAGAACCAGCAACAGAAGCUGGAGUUGCAGAAGAAAAACCAAGAACCACAGAAAGACCUCCACAAAGAUCUGAACCUACGGGGCAACUAGAAACAGAAAUAAAAGUCACAAAAGAAUCAACUCAGCAAACAGAACUCACGGAACAGACAACCAAAACUAAAUUACAAGAACCUACCAAAGGACCACUACAGGCACUAGAACCAGUACAUGUACUAGAACCCACAAAAGGACCAAUACAGGUACUAGAACCCAGAAAAGAACCAAUACAGGUACAAGAACCCACAAAAAAACCAGUAAAGGUACCAGAACCAUCACAAGAAUCAGUACAGGUACUACACCACACAAAAGGACCAGUACAGGUACUAGAACCCACAAAAGAACCAAUAAAGGCACACGAACCAUCUCAAAAACCUGUAACGGUACUAGAACUCACAAAUGAAAAACCACUGAUACCACAACCCACAAAACAACCAAUACAGGUACAAGAACCAUCUCAAGAACCAACAGAAGUACCGCAACCCACAAAAGAUCCAGUAAAGGUACCGGAGCCAUCUCAAGAAUCGGUACAUGUUCUGCAGCCCUCUGAAAAACCAAAACAAGUAGUAGAUUCUUCCAGAGAACCAGCAAGUGAAGGAUACCCCUCAGAAGAAAGUGUACAAGAGGCAGACGUUUUACAAUCAAAAACAGGAACCACUACAGAACUUCUGAUAAAAGAACUAGUCCAAAACAUUGAUUUUAUUACUGAAUCCUCACCAGAAACAGAAGCAACAACUAAACCAGCUGAAGAAACAAGACCCAUGAAAGAAACAAUACCGGAAACAGGCACUGACCCCGCAGAAUCCACAAGUAAACAAGCAGAAGAACUAGAACGCAUUCAACAACAGGCCAAAGAAACAGAGCCCACUAGAGAACCAUCGAAAGAAGAACAGCUCACAAGAGAACCAGCUAAAGAAGCAGAACCCACUACAGAACCAACUAAAGACACAGAAACCACUAAAGAAUCUAUUAGAGAUGCAGAACCCACAGGAGAACCAACUAAAGAAGCAGAACCCACUAGAGAACCAACUAAAGACACAGAACCCACUAGAGAAUCUAUUAGAGAUGCAGAACCCAAAAGAGAACCAAUUAAAGAAGCAGAACCCACUAGAGAACCAACUAAAGACACAGAACCCACUAGAGAAUCUAUUAGAGAUGCAGAACCCACAAGAGAACCAACUAAAGACACAGAACCCGCUAGAGAAUCAAUUAAAGACUCAGAACCCACAAGAGAACCAACUAAAGAAGCAGAACCUGCUAGAGAACCAACUAAAGACACAGAACCCACUAGAGAAUCUAUUAGAGAUGCAGAACCCACAAGAGAAUCAACUAAAAAAGCAGAACCCACUAGAGAAUCAAUUAAAGAUGCAGAACCCACAAGAGAACCAACUGAAGAAGCAGAACCCACAAGAGAACCAAUUAAAAAAGCAGAGCCCACUAGAGAAUCAAUUAAAGAUGCAGAACCCACAAGAGAACCAACUGAAGAAGCAGAACCCACAAGAGAACCAAUUAAAAUAGCAGAACCCACUAGAGCAUCAAUCAAAGUUGCUGAAACCACAAGAGAACCAGCUGAAGAAGCAGAACCAACUGAAGAUGCAGAACCCACUAGAGAACCAACUGAAGAAGCAGAACCCACAAGAGAACCAAUUAAAAAUGCAGAACCCACUAGAGAAUCAAUUAAAGAUGCAGAACCCACAAGAGAACCAGCUGAAGAAGCAGAACCCACUAGAGAACCAACUGAAGAUGCAGAACCCACUAGAGAACCAACUGAAGAAGCAGAACCCACAAGAGAACCAAUUAAAAAAGCAGAACCCACUAGAGAAUCAAUUAAAGAUGCAGAACCCACAAGAGAACCAACUGAAGAAGCAGAACCCACAAGAGAACCAAUUAAAAAAGCAGAACCCACUAGAGAAUCAAUUAAAGAUGCAGAACCCACAAGAGAACCAACUGAAGAAGCAGAAUCCACAAGAGAACCAACUGAAGAAGCAGAACCCACAAGAGAACCAACUGAAGAAGCAGAACCCACAAGAGAACCAAUUAAAAAAGCAGAACUCACUAGAGAAUCAAUUAAAGAUGCAGAACCCACAAGAGAACCAACUGAAGAAGCAGAAUCCACAAGAGAACCAACUGAAGAAGCAGAACCCACAAGAGAACCAUUUAAAAAAGCAGAACCCACUAGAGAAUCAAUCAAAGUUGCUGAACCCACAAGAGAACCAACUAAAGAAGCAGAACUCACUAGAGUACCAGCUAAGGAUGCAGAACCCACUAGAGAAUCAAUUAAAGGUGCAGAACCCACAAGAGAACCAACUAAAGAAGCAGAACUCACUAGAGUACCAGCUAAGGAUGCAGAACCCACUAGAGAACCAACUAAAGAUGCAGAACUCAUAACAGAACCAGCUAAAGAAGCAGAAAUCACUAGAGAACCAACUGAAGAUGCAGAAAUCACUAGAGAAACAAUUAAAUGUGCAGAACUGACUAGAGAACCAACUGAACAUGCAGAACCCACUAGAGAACCAACUAAAGAUGCAGAAAUCACUAGAGAAUCAAUUAAAGGUGCAGAACCCACCAGAGAACCAACUGAAGAUGCAGAACCCACUAGAGAACCAACUAAAGAUGCAGAAAUCACUAGAGAAUCAAUUAAAGGUGCAGAACCCACCAGAGAACCAACUGAAGAAGCAGAACCCACCAGAGAACAAGCAGAAGACAAAUCUAUAGAAGAAAUUGCAGGAGAAAAGAGGAUCACAGAGGAGCAUGCCAAAGAAUCUAAACCAGAGGUAGAACCUCAUGAGGAUGAAACUGAUGUUUAUCAAACAUCUGUAGAUAUCAAAAAAGAAAUGUCUGAAGGGGAACUACUGGAAAAUAGAGAAGACAGAACAUCUGAGACCAAAGGGAUUUUGGAGGACAAAGCAGAAACGGAAGCUGUAGACUCGAUGGAACCAGACACCCCUAUAGAAUCUGAAGAUGAGGUCACUCCGGUAGUUGCUGUUGUUCCAGAGGAUGUAGAAGAAUUAUUCCCAUUUACUGUGGUGAAUGAAACACCUGAACCAGGGACAACCAUCAGUUCUCCAGCAGGUUCUGAUGUGGACAUUUUACCAGAAACCACCAUAAAGAUCACUUCCCCUGAACUGAAAGUCACUGAAGAUAUUCCUGAACUUCGAGGUCCAAGUGAAACUAUGACUGAAGUCCAUCAAUGGUUGACUUCAGGGGAAGAAACCACCAGAGAGCUUGGUUCUGAAGAGCGUCCCACUGAAGAUUUUGUACCAAGUGAGGACCUUGUUCAGGUAGUUCUUUCUCCAGCUGAAGAUGUUGAAGUCACUUAUGAGUCUGCAGCAGACAGAACUGAAGAGUCAGACGAUGGAAUCAUCCUUGAGACAACAGAAGAAGUCACAGCGGAGAGAACAACUGUAGGAGGGCCUGGGGUGGCUAUCCAUGCUUCCACUGUAGAGGUGAUAACCAAGCAUGUCAUGGAAACCAACAACGGCAACUUCCCGGAUCCAACAGAGCUACCCUCUGAAGAAGACCUUUUACUUGGAAACAAUGGCUUGUUGGCCGAGAGGGAAAACUUGAUUGGUAACGAGAUUGACGACACGUCACUUCGCCCCCAGCGGCCUCUGAAGGACAAGGUGGUGGAGCUGAGGAUCAAACUGAAAGGUGAAACCUUUAAUGAUGCUCUGAGAGACCCGAGCAGCUUUGAGUACCAGCAACUGGCCCGACAGUUCAGACACAAGGUUGAAGAUGGCUUUAAGCGGCUGCCAGGCUUCAAAAGCAUCAACAUCAUUGAAUUCAGGCCUCAGAAGGACCUGGACCGGGGUCUGGUGGUUAAGGUGCACUACGCCAUCGUUUUGGAGGUGGAGGCAGAUGGUGGUGGCAUCUCCACCGACACCCUGGACUUCAUCACACUGCAGAACAACCUGGUGGAGAGGAGCUACCUGGGAGCUGCUGAACAGCCCACCGUCAUUUACACCAUCACAGACCUCCGUAACUACAUCACUGAGGCACUGCACAAAGACGACUUCCUGGCCAACACCAGCCUGGAGACGUUGGAACCCGAUGAGAACGUGUUGCCUCCUGUGAAACCUACAAGUAAACCAGCUGAUUCCUACAACAACAUGGAUAACAUCCUCGCUGCAGAGAAGCCUCCUGAUGCUCCAAGUCAUGAAACUGAUGUCAGCGACGUUUUCCUGAAGAAGGAGGACUUCCUGUUUGACACCUUUGACCAGUGGAAAGUGCCACAGACUGAGGCAGUGAGCGAAAACGAUGUGUUCAUGUUUGAGGAGAGCACAGUUCCUCCAUCCUCAGCAGAAUUCCUGGGAAAGACCUUAGACCUGGCACCAUUGUCAAAAGAUGGAGGAAGCUUGGAAGAAGAGGAAUUCCUCUCCAGCAACACUCCCAACUCUGGAGAUGAAACCCAGACAGUGGUCCAUUUGGUUCCUCCUGAAGAUUCCUCCAGAGUUCCUCCCACUGUGAGAACAACAUCCUCUAAGGAUAACUUUGAGGACUCAUCUGGUUCUGGGUUCUCUGGAGAUGGUCAAGGCUCUGAUAUCUGGCACACUGCAGAGUCAUCUGACAUGAUUUAUAACAGGGGUGAUGGGGGCCUGGAGGUUCCUCCACCUCCUGACCUGGAGGUGGAAGAUGAGGACAUGACUGCUGUAGAGACUUUGUCAUCAAAAGCAGAUUUAGUUUCUGACAGAGAAGAAUUCACAGGGACUGGUGUUUUACGGGAAACGACCACGUCUGCUUUCGAAGAACUAACUUUGAAGGAACAUUCAGAGGAACCUGUUCUGGAUGAUGUUCUACUGACACCACUGAUCAGCUCAGAACCACAAGACUCAACCCCAACCCAGAUACCUGUCUUCUCCACAAAGAGAACCCUCAGUGAAGAAGCUUCUGUACACGCUGAGGAAGCAUCUGGUUUUCACGAAGACUAUUCUCUGACUGAAACUCAUACGGUUCCUUCAUCGGUCACAGACUCUCCUCAACCUGAAUCUGACACUCAGAAGGUUCCUGGUCCAACUAGUUCAACUAUUAGCCUUCAGGAGACCACCGAGAAGGCUGAAGUGCUUGCUGAAACUGUGGCAGAGAUAUCAGAAACCACACCCCCUUCAAAAUCUUCAGAAGCCCUUCCAGAGGAGAUACAGAUAGAGGAUUUACCUCCUCCUGUCCCAGUCCACUCAUUUACAGUUAGUGACAUUAGCUCUGAAUCUGUCACUGAUGAGGUCUUCUCGGAUAAGCCUGAACAUCCACUUAUCGAGACAAGAAUCCAUGAAGAGGUUCAGAUCUUAGAGGAACAGCAUUUAGAGUCUGGUACAUCUGCAGGACCUACCAAAGCCCCAGACCAAGACCUUGUCGUAGACGAGGUUUUUAUUUUCACAACAACAAAAAGUCCUGUUCCUAUUCCAGACCACAGCAGCAGCCUCGUGCUCUCACCUGAAAAGGACUCGCCGUUCACUCGAGUGUCUGACUCUGUGCCAGAAGAUGAUCUGUUUCACCAAGUAGAUCAAAACCACCAAGAAGGGACUGAAGUUCCUGUAAGCCCUCAGUCCUUAGAUAGCUCUCAAUCUACAUCAGUGGGCAAAAUGGAAAGUGCCCUACAUGAUCUCCAGGGAUCACCAGACUCUUCAUUACCUGACCAAGAUUUGGGUCCAACCACAGCGGAAGUUUCAGGAGGGACAAAAGAACAGUUGGGCGUGGAACUACAACCUGCAACAACAAAAGCAAGCUCUGUGGAAGGCAAAGCAGAACCUUCAGAGGUCAAAGUACAAACUUCAGGGGUCAUAAAGGAACCCUCACAAGCUAUAGGAGAACCUUCAGAUGUAGAUACUUCUGGACAAGAAGGCAAAUUCAAACCUUCUGAAAUGGAAAGCAAAGAAUUUUCUCAAGAAGAUGCAGAACAUUUGACUAAAGAAGAACAGCUUUUAGAAGCAGACCUUUCAGGAGAAGUUAAACCUUCAGUAGUAAAAGCUGAACCUUCAAAGGGAGAAGUGGAACCAACAGGAAGUAAAGUGGAGCCUUCUGAAAGUGACCCAGGGUCAUUAGAGAAACCUGUAGGACAGGAAGAAGAACUUUUCAGAACGAAAACAGAACCUUCUGGAGAAAUAGAACUUUCACAAGGGGCAGUAGAUGGCAUUAUCCUUCAAACACCAGCUUCCUCUCUCAAGAAGGUGAAUGGCAGCACUCCUGUGAUUGACCUCCAACCUGUUGAACAGGAUAUCCUGGACGUUCCAAGAAUUGGUGUCAGCAUUGAUCUAUUCCAGUAUGGUACUGGGGCGAGCGAAGGUGAGAGUAGUGGUUUCUCCAGUGAGAAUCAGGGAUCCGACCUUCAGGCCUUUGCUUUACCGACCAGGCCAGGCAGAGAUCUGACAGUUUUCUUCAGCUUGAGGGUGACCAACAUGGUGUUCUCCAUGGACCUCUUUAACAAGAGCUCCUCAGAAUAUAAAGCUCUUGAACAACGGUUUGUGGAACUGCUUGUCCCAUACCUACAGUCCAACUUGAGCAACUUCCAGAACCUGGAGAUCCUCAACUUCAGGAAUGGCAGCAUUGUUGUGAACAGCCGAAUGCGGUUUGGUAAACCAGUCCCUAAAGAGGUCACCAACAUCAUCUACCUGAUCCUGGAGGACUUUGCCAACAAUGCCUACCAGACAAUGAACCUGGCCAUUGACAAGCACUCCCUUGAUGUUGAAUCAGGUGAUCGAGCAGACCCCUGUAAGUUCCAAGCGUGUAAUGAGUUUUCCAAGUGCAAGGUGAACCAGUGGUCAGGUGAAGCAGAGUGUGUCUGUGACCCUGGCUACCUGAGUGUUGACGACUUACCAUGUCAGAGCAUCUGUGAGGUCCAGCAUGACUUCUGCCUCAACGAUGGCAAAUGUGACAUAAUUCCUGAGAAGGGCGCCAUCUGCAGGUGUCGGGUAGGAGAGAACUGGUGGUAUCGUGGGGAGCACUGUGAAGAGUACGUCUCUGAGCCAUUGGUGGUGGGCAUCGCCAUCGCCUCGGUGGCUGGUUUCCUCCUGGUGGCUGGUGGGAUCAUCAUCUUCCUUGCUAGAACGCUCAGAGAGCAGUAUGAUGAUGAGGACUCCGAGAAUCCUCUUCGACAGGGGGAUGGUGCUCCAACUUUGAAAAGUGCUACCAAGUUUAACCAGAUGUAUGAGAAUGACCCAGUCACUGCCCAGUACUACCAUCGCUACGAUGAUACCCCACCUCAGUACCAUUACUGCUGUGACUCCACCCUCCCCCAGGAUAGCUCCAGUGACUUAAACAGUGAAGAAAUUCAGAAGAUCCUUCAAAACACAACGCUGACUAGAGAGGAGAUCCAGGAGCGUCUCAGAAUCAUUGAGUUGUGUUCCAGAGAUCAGCGCUUUGCAGACUUCAUGCGCCAGACUCAAGUAUUCCUGGAGAGGAGAGGGAGCUCCACUACAUAACGGCUCAGCAGUCGGACCUCCAGACUUUACCAGGAGAAAUGAGGAGGACUUUACCCUCUGGAUGGACUGGAGGUGACUAGAUGCUGACAGAUGUUGGAGUUUUUUAUUCUUUCUGUUUCCUCCUGGGAUGGAAGUGAACUUUGACUUCUCUUUACUUGAUUUUUACUUUUUUUUUGUUUUGUUUGUUUUUUGUUUUUUGUAUUUUGGAUGAACACUUGACUUGCUCAUUUCAAACCGCUGAUCACCUUCAUUGCUGAUGACGUGUUUUACACUUCCUGUUGGAUAAUCUGCUUACACUUGACCGGCCGGUGUCCCCUGCUGCUGAGGAAACCAUUCUGGUGUUUUCUUGUGUUUCUGGAGCGGUGACCUGCAGCGUCUCUCCCUGUCGGUGCCUUCACUGCUCUGUUAGCUCUUCUGGAGUGUGAUGGGAAGAACCUCAGAGUCUCUGAUGUAAAUCUGCUCUCCUGUAAAUUCACUCAUUAACACCUGAGCUCCGUUCUGCUUUGCUGUCUCGAAUGUUUACAUUUCUGUGUGAGUGGUAGAUUCGGACCUUUCUGAGUUGUCUAGCUCGUCUUGUGUUUGUGUUUUCAGAACUAACUUCAACAAUAAAAAAUAUUGUUUUGUUCCUGCAGAGUUUGGAUCCUACCCAUGAUGUGGGUUGUGCAUGAGACCUACAAGGAUGUUUUAUUCCUGGUAUCUUGGUAACAUUAGUUACCUCGGCGAUCUCGGUUAGACCCGGUCUAGUUCUGCUUCAAUAUAUCUUUUCUUAAUUUCUUUUUACUUGAAAUUUCUCUUUGUGCAGGUUAAUGAUUGUCUGGUUGUUGUUUUGCUUUUUAACCGGAAAGCCCUGACGGCCCUGACAUUUAUUAGUCAUCCAGUAUGGCGCGGUAUGGGGGCCAAAAUUAAGACUACUGCCCAGCAGCAGGAGGCUGCAUAAAUUCUGAAGCAAACUACCGACCUGAUUAAUGAUGAGCUGGCGCCGGUAACUGAGAGGCUGGCGCUGCUUACUGAGAAAUAGCACCUUUACCGGCGUUAUUACUAGAGACGCUAGGGACUAGCAGCCCUCGGCUGGUCAUUGACUGGUUCACACACUCCUUCUGCUGUCUAUUAGCAUGGAUAGGCUAGCGUUAGCCUGGACGGGCUUUGCAUUGGAGCAUUGGAGAGGCUAGCCAUUAGCGUGCCUAGGCUGGCCACUAGCUGGAUUUCCUACCCCCUUGACGGACCAUUAGCAUGGAUAGGCUGGCGUUAGCAUCGGAGAGGCUAGCCAUUAGCGUGCCUAGGCUGGCCACUAGCUGACUAGUGACUCUCCGAGACAUGCUGAUGGCUAGCCUCUCCGAUGCUAACGCCAGCCUAUCCAUGACUAAGAUCCGUCAAGGGGGUAGGAAAUCCAGCUAGUGGCAUGCCUAGGCACGCUAAUGGCUAGCCUCUCCAAUGCUAACGCCAGCCUAUUCAUGCUAAUAGUCUGUCGAGGAGGUAGGAAAUCCAGCUAGUGGCCAUCCUAGGCACGCUAAUGGCUAGCCUCUCCAAUGCUAACACCAGCCCGUCCAGGCUAACACUAGCCUAUC
This is a messenger RNA of Nothobranchius furzeri (turquoise killifish), 13558 nucleotides long. RefSeq names its product microtubule-associated protein futsch. Gene Ontology annotation, molecular function: hyaluronic acid binding; heparin binding. Gene Ontology annotation, biological process: visual perception. The record is from RefSeq and is a predicted model, not a curated record. Lineage: Eukaryota; Metazoa; Chordata; Actinopteri; Cyprinodontiformes; Nothobranchiidae.